Molecule: messenger RNA, 804 nt
Organism: Adineta ricciae
Lineage: Eukaryota; Metazoa; Rotifera; Eurotatoria; Adinetida; Adinetidae
Source: the annotation of a GenBank genome assembly
AUGAAUGUGCAACGUAUCUCUGUAAUGACUUUCAAUAUGUGGAAAGUCGAUGGUUAUCCAGGCAACUGGCCAGAUCGUCAAGUGCCAAUUCUUGAAUGUCUAACAACUUUUACUCCUGAUAUUCUAUGCGUACAAGAAUUACAUCCAUUACUUCAAGAAACUAUCCUUCAAGCAUUACCUUCUCAUACGUAUGUAAAAGAUAGUUUUGCUGGUUGGCAAACCGAAGGAAAUAUUUACUGGAAUUCGAAUCUAUUCGAAAUGGCUGAAUACGGAGCGAUUGAUAUCGGAAUGAUGGAACCACUACGACGAUUAUUUUGGGUCUUGCUGAAGCUGAAGACAUCUGAAGCUGAUACAACUCAACAAAUUCUCGUUUCGACUGCACAUUACACAUGGGAAGGACAUGCACAGGAGUGUACAGCUGAUGUGAAUCUGCGUAAACAACAAGCUCGACGUACAGUGGCUGCUCUGAAGGAUCUGCAAUUGAAGUUCAAUGAUCCUUAUUUAGCUGUCUUAUUUAUGGGAGAUUUAAAUGAAAACUUUCAUCCAAGACGUAUUUUACGUGAAGCUGGUUUUAAUGAUUGUUUCUAUGCCUUGCGACUACCUGCUAUUCCAACUCAACCACAGCGUCCAAGCAUUGCAGGUGAAGAUGCUCUCGCCGAUAGUACUUUAGAUUGGAUCAUGCAGAACAAAUAUGCACGUCCAAUCUUAGCUAAUGUGCUUCGAAAUCUAAUUUGUACAGGUGGAUAUUCCGUAUCUGAUCAUUGUCCAGUUAUGUGUAUCUAUGAAGUUGGCUUUCGGUCAUAA